UCUCCGCGCGCCGGAGCGCAGAGAUUCCCGGCUCCUUCCCCCUCCCUCCGGCUCGUGACAACGAAGCGUCCGCGGUCUGAGGCGGCGGCGGCGACUGUGCGACCGGCUGAGCGCAAGAGGGAGCCGGCCUCGCGGCCCGCCCCGCCCCCGGGCCUUGGAGUCGGCGCCCCUCCCCUCUUGGCGCUUCCGUUACGGCCGUUAGUCCGGCGCGGGCCCCGGGGCCAUUCCCGAGCCCGAGGCGCCGGUCGGCCGCGUCUCUGCGCCCGGGAGCUGCCCUGACGGAGCUCGGCGCGGCCUGGAACUCAGCCUCCGCCUAGGUCUGGGCUCCCGUGCCCGGCGGCUCCGCUUGAUCGCAGGCCGGGAGGCCCGGGUGUCCGCGCCCGUCCGCUCCCGCCGCCCGGGUUCUUUGGAGCACUCCUCCCGACGGCCGCUUUCGGAGGCGGCGUGUGAGCGCGGGGUCCAGCUUUGCAAGUUCUCCCGGGGCGCCUGGCGACUGCUUUCCCGACCCCCGGGUGUCCCCAGAGUGGCUACGCGGACGUCGAGUUGGCAUUUCUCCGCUUCUUCCUGGACCUGCGCGCGGCUCGGCACCCCAAGCUUCUCUGGGCGCCGGGACCCGGCCAUGGGCCGAGGCACGGGCCGCCCGCCCGCCGGGAGCCGCGGCUCGGGAGCCGACCGCUAGCUGCGCGACCGCCCGGGGCCCUGGCCGGCAUGAGGACCGCCGCGGGAGGACGUCUGCGGCCCGCGUCGGCGUUGGGGACAAAGGUGCGUGUCGUUGUCGGGACCGGGCUCUCCCGUUAGCCUUGCUUUAGUUUUUGCACUUUUGAAAAAGUUGUGACAACAGGAAGACAGAUGCCGGGCGUAGUGCGGACACUUUAAAACUGAACCAUGAACUGGGAAGUGUUAACUGCAGUUGAGCGCAGCGCGGGCCCAAACUCAGCAGACCAGAAGCCAUGCAGUGACACCCGCUAAGACUUGUUGGUAGCCAUGUCGGAGCCCCACAGGGUCCAGUUCACCUCUCUCCCAGGUUCCCUGAAUCCUGCAUUUUUGAAGAAGUCCCGGAAGGAGGAGGCUGGGGGAGCAGAACAGCAUCAGGACUGUGAGCCGGCCGCAGCAGCUGUUCGAAUUACACUCACCCUCUUUGAACCAGAUCACAAACGCUGCCCAGAGUUCUUCUACCCAGAGCUGGUGAAGAAUAUCCGAGGGAAGGUGAAAGGCCUUCAGCCUGGAGACAAGAAGAAAGAUCUGUCAGAUCCUUUCAAUGAUGAAGAAAAGGAAAGACAUAAAGUGGAGGCCCUUGCCCGGAAAUUUGAAGAAAAAUAUGGUGGAAAGAAACGUAGAAAAGACCGAAUACAGGACUUGAUUGAUAUGGGGUAUGGUUAUGAUGAAUCCGAUUCCUUCAUCGAUAACUCUGAGGCGUAUGAUGAGCUUGUUCCUGCUUCUUUGACUACAAAGUAUGGAGGAUUUUACAUUAACUCGGGAACCCUGCAGUUUAGACAAGCGUCAGAGUCUGAGGAUGACUUCAUUAAAGAAAAGAAGAAAAAAUCUCCAAAGAAGCGGAAAUUGAAGGAAGGUGGUGAGAAGAUAAAGAAGAAGAAAAAAGAUGACACUUAUGACAAGGAGAAGAAAUCGAAAAAGUCCAAGUUUUCCAAAGCCGGCUUCACAGCCCUCAAUGCCAGUAAGGAGAAGAAGAAGAAGAAAUACUCCGGGGCUUUAAGCGUUAAAGAGAUGCUAAAGAAAUUUCAGAAGGAGAAAGAGGCUCAGAAAAAAAGGGAGGAGGAGCAUAAGCCUGUUGCAGUCUCGUCAGCGGAAGCUCAGGGCCUGCGGGAACUGGAGGGUGCCUCUGACCCUUUGCUCUCACUCUUCGGCUCCACUUCUGACAACGACUUGCUCCAGGCGGCCACUGCCAUGGACUCGCUGACGGAUUUGGACUUGGAGCAUCUGCUCAGUGAGUCUCCAGAAGGAAGCCCCUUCCGUGAUAUGGAUGAUGGAAGCGAUUCCCUUGGGGUGGGAUUGGACCAGGAAUUCAGGCAGCCCUCUUCUCUCCCCGAAGGCCUGCCAGCACCCCUGGAGAAGCGCGUUAAGGAGCUGGCUCAGGCUGCCAGAGCUGCUGAGGGGGAGAGCAGACAGAAGUUCUUCACCCAGGAUAUUAAUGGAAUCCUAUUAGACAUAGAGGCGCAGACUCGGGAGCUGAGCAGUCAGGUCCGCUCUGGCGUAUAUGCCUAUCUCGCAUCAUUCCUGCCCUGCAGCAAGGAUGCCCUGCUCAAGCGUGCUCGGAAACUUCACCUCUAUGAACAGGGGGGGCGUCUGAAGGAGCCUCUCCAGAAGCUGAAGGAAGCCAUUGGCAGGGCAAUGCCGGAGCAGAUGGCCAAGUACCAGGACGAAUGCCAGGCACACACGCAGGCAAAGGUCGCCAAGAUGCUGGAAGAGGAGAAAGACAAGGAGCAGAGGGACCGGAUUUGUUCAGAUGAGGAAGAAGAUGAAGAAAAAGGGGGCAGGAGGAUAAUGGGACCCCGGAAGAAGUUCCAGUGGAACGAUGAGAUCAGGGAGCUGCUGUGCCAGGUGGUGAAGAUCAAACUGGAGAGCCAUGACCUGGAGAGGAACAACAAAGCCCAGGCUUGGGAGGACUGCGUGAAGGCCUUUCUGGACUCGGAAGUCAAGCCCCUCUGGCCCAAAGGCUGGAUGCAGGCCAGGACUCUGUUCAAGGAGAGCAGACGAGGCCACGGGCAUCUGACUUCAAUCCUGGCCAAGAAGAAAGUUAUGACCCCUUCUAAAAUCAAAGUGAAGGAAUCGUCUAUGAAGCCUGAUAAAAAGGUUUCUGUCUCAUCAGGACAGAUUGGCGGCCCCAUUGCUUUGCCCUCAGAUCACCAGACAGGAGCCCUGAGCACUGGAGCCUCAAGUAGGGAGCUCCCAUCCCAGGCAUCGGGUGGCCUUGCUAACCCUCUUUCUGUCACCCUGGAGGACUCGUUGGAUGAAGACUUGAUCCAUAAUCCAGCCUCCUCUGUGGAAGCCGUGUCCAAGGAAUUGGCUGCACUGAAUAGCAGAGCAGCUGGGAACUCUGAGUUCACACUGCCUGCACCCUCAAAAGCACCUGCAGAAAAAGUUGGAGGAGUUUUAUGUACAGAGGAAAAAAGGAACUUUGCAAAGCCUAACCCUUCUGCUCCACCACCAGCUAGCUCUCUGCAAUCACCCCUUAAUUUUCUGGCAGAACAGGCUCUGGCACUGGGGCAGUCCUCUCAGGAGAAAAAACCGGAGAGUUCUGGCUACAAAGAGCUGCCCUGCCAGGCUCCCCUCAGUAAGGGCCUGCCAGAAGUACACCAGUCCAAAGCAAAGCACCACAGCUUGCCACGGACGUCUCAUGGGCCCCAGGUGGCAGUUCCCUUGCCCAGCCCCCAGGUAAAAGUCUUUCAUGCCGGCACUCAGCAGCAGAAAAACUUCACACCCCAAUCUCCAUUUGCCAAUAAGCUCCAAGGCCCAAAGGCUUCCCCUCCACAGUGUCAUCGUUCCCUCCUGCAGCUAGUGAAGACAGCGGCCAAAGGCCAGGGCUUUCACCCCUCCGCACCAGCCACCUCAGGAGGCCUGCCAGCCUCUAGCAGCAGCUCUCAUAAGACCCCAGCCUCGUCCUCUUCUGCCCUGAGCCAUCCAGCAAAGCCACACUCAGCCAGCUCUGCAGGCUCAUCUUAUAAGAGUAAUCCCUUUGCCAGCUCUAUUUCCAAACAUGGGGUUUCCUCUGGCAGCUCUUCGUCAGGAGGAACACCGGUCCAAGGUUCUGCUUCUGGGAACCUGCUCCCUGGCAUACAGCCUCCCUCUGUGGGACAGGCCACCAGCCGACCUGUACCAAGCUCAGCAGGGAAAAAAAUGCCCGUUUCCCAGAAGUUGACCCUGGUCGCCCCUCCAGGUGGUCCAAACGGAGAUUCCGGCAGUGGGACCCAGGGAGUGGCAAAGUUGCUGACCUCGUCCCCAAAGCCCUCUGCAGUUAGUGUGACAUCGUCUACCUCCUUGCCAAAAGGAGCGGGUGGGACUCUGCUGCUGGCCAGCUCCUCUUUGAUGCCUUCGCCCUACAAGUCCAGCAGCCCAAAGCUGUCUGGGGCCAUGAGCUCGAACUCCCUGGGAAUUAUAACCCCCGUCCCGAUUCCUGUCCACGUGCUCUCCUUCAGCACCGACUCCUCUGCCAAAGCAGGGGUCUCCAAGGAUGCCAUCGUCACAGGCCCUGCCCCCGGACCCUUCCACCAUGGCCUUGGCCACAGUGCUUCUCAGCUUCACGGGAAAGGGCCUGCUGUACCACGGAAAUUAUGACCGCUUCAGAGGCAAGGCUUGCCACUUGGGUCUGGGUGGAAUCAGAAUGUGGUCUCCCAGGAUGGACACUCACUGCGCCCUUUCUGCUGCUUGGUGUUCUUCUGGAGGAGUGUGAGUUCUCAGUGGAGCGCUUCUUGGCACUUCUGACAUGCCUCCCACAGAGGGAGCUGUCCCCUUGCUGCUGAGGAGGCGCAUACUUCCCCAUGCUCUGGGCCUUACGGCUCUGUUGCUUGACGGUGUUGGAGGGACAGCUCUAGGCCGGGGUGUGUGUUGGGCUGUGGCAGGAGGCACAGUGUUUACAGGCUCUGGUGGCAGAGCAGUCGGCACACCUGCGUGUGAAUCUGCCCGACCCCCUGGCGUUUGGUCAGAGUACCUCAGAGCGUCCCACUGCCCAGGGGCUCAUUCUGGCCACAGUAAGCUCCCUGGAUGGUCACGGUGCCGUCCCAUCUCCAGGCUGUGUGCUCAAGAGGACAAAACCCAGGCCAGAGCCACAGCUGGGAGACCUACAUUGUCCCUGCAAAAUAGUAAGAACACCUAAGGUGUGCUCACUUGGGGGCCAGUUUCUCCUCGGAACAUGACAGUGAAACUCUUUUAGAGAAAAGACCUUUGUAGAUUCAACAAUUGUGAUAGGAUUUUUACAGACACCUAUUUUGGGCUCAGUUUUCAUCAUUACCAUUAAAUGCAUUGGAUAGAAGGGGACUGUUCUUCACACAUUAUAUUAUAGGAAGACAUAAUUCCAGUGCCUUUAUGGUGGAGCAGAAUUCAACAACACAUGUCCAUUCAGCCCUGAGUGGAUCUGAGAUGAAGACGUUUUUAAAGAUCUGUCUGUAUUCAAGACAUAGCCAGUUUUAUUUAACUGAGUUUUUUACACUUGCACAUCAUUAUCUGUGCCGUCCUGACUAGAAGGCUGUCUGGGCCCCCAAAUUCCAAGUCCCAGUGUAGCCAGGGCUCCCAUUUUCCAGUUUGUGCAGUUGGACUGCAGAGCCCAAAGCCCUUCAUCUCUCUGAAGGCCAAGGACACCAGGGGUCCCAAGUCACAGAUAGACAUUCCAGUUUGUCUUCUUAGGAAUCAUUCUUAGGUAGAUCUGCAGAAACAGGCCUCUGUGAAGUGUCUGCCAGGCAGAGAUAGGCCUUGAAGUCCUGGGGCUCUCCAGGCAGUGGGGUUACGUGUCGAACUAAGGGUGCUGUGCGGAAGAGCUUGGAGAGUAGAUCAGAGGCUAGAACAGUUACUGCAGAGCUCCUAAGUUACCACUCAACCAGUGGCUGUUUCACAAGGGUUGAGGGCAUUUGCCUGUCCUGUGAGGUCUGUGCCACAAUGUGAGUCUGAACUGACUGCUCCAGUUAGGUGAUCUCAGGCACAUUGAGAGUAUACAGCAUCCUUAGCACAUACUGUGGGAAAAUGGACUGCUCUUGGCUCCUGACUCCCAGGGUAUAGUGCUCGGUAACUCAUCCUUCAUGCAGAGGUUUGCUGGCCUUUACGGUUUCCCAAGGAGCAAGACCUCUGUCCACCCUUUGGCCUGGCCUCUGCUCUGACUCUUUUUUUUACAUAAGAACUGAUAGGUGUUUCACGUUGGGCUAAGUGGAUUCCUUAUCCCUUUGUUAUAUAUAUUUUUUGCAACUUGGAUUUCCAGUUUGUUUACAGAGUAGUCUUAGGUAGUAGCAAAAGAGCCAAAGAAGAGAUUUGUAUUGCUGAGCUCAAAGCCAAGCAGAGGCCGGCAGCGGAGGCUGAGCAGGGACUCUCCAGGCUUCUCUGCCCACGAACACCCGGGUCCCAGCCCCUCCUUCCUUUCCCUUUGGUGCUCCCUCCUCCCCAUGUACCAUUGCGCGUGCAGCUGGAGCAGAAUACCCUCAUUUUUAGGAAUCUAGUGAUGCCUCUUGCCUCAGGGAAAUGUUUCUUUGAUGGGGAGUUUGAGAUUUCUUUUUCUUGUUUAUGCUUUAUUUGUGGUAAUGAAAGAGCGAAUGACUGAACAGCCAUGGCAAGGCAGAUCUACAGGCGAGGCCGCGGCAGAGGGUGGGGCAGAGUGGCCUUGGGGUCUGGGGACUGCAGGGGUUUCCUUGGCGCAGCAAAUGUCUCUGAGCACUUACCAGGCGUGGCCAUUUCUUAGGUGUGAGAGGGGCUGUGGCUUUUGUGCAGCAACUAUGUUGGUGUUAGGGGUGGUGUGGAGAUUGUUAAUCUUGUAUAAAGCAAUUCAAUAAAUUGUUUCAAGGUUUCCAAAA
Cebus imitator (Panamanian white-faced capuchin) is the source of this 6509-nucleotide messenger RNA. RefSeq names its product ubinuclein 1 (gene UBN1). Lineage: Eukaryota; Metazoa; Chordata; Mammalia; Primates; Cebidae. Gene Ontology annotation, cellular component: nucleus. Bases 985 to 4293 code for a protein of 1102 amino acids. The record is from RefSeq and is a predicted model, not a curated record. Gene Ontology annotation, molecular function: protein binding. The transcript has 17 exons.